This is a messenger RNA of Phasianus colchicus (ring-necked pheasant), 3881 nucleotides long. The record is from RefSeq and is a predicted model, not a curated record. NCBI's taxonomy places the organism in Eukaryota, Metazoa, Chordata, Aves, Galliformes, Phasianidae.
GGCCGUGACUCAGCAGUUCCCAUACAACCAUUCACCCCUCAUCUGGUUUGGAUUCCCUGCUGCAGGAUGUCCUGAAGGAAGCUUUGGUCCCAGCUGCAUGCACAGCUGCCAGUGCCAGAACGGGGCUGUGUGUGACCAUGUGAGCGGAGCCUGCACGUGCACUGCUGGGUGGACUGGGACCUUCUGUGAGAAAGCUUGCCCAGAAGGAUUUUUUGGGCUUGACUGCCACCAGGUGUGCAACUGCAAGAACGCUGCAGGCUGUGACCAUGUCCUGGGGACGUGCAGCUGCCUCCCAGGCUGGAGGGGUGAGACCUGUGAGCAGCAGUGCCAGGGGGACAGGUUUGGGCAGGGCUGUGCUCACACCUGCAACUGUCACAACGGAGCAACCUGUGAUCAUGUAAUGGGGACAUGUGCCUGCACCCCAGGCUGGAGAGGAGCCACCUGCCAAGAAGCCUGUCCUCCAGGCUGGCACGGUGCCGGCUGCCUGCAGCGCUGCAUCUGCUCUGGCCAGACUGCGUGUGACCCUGUGACUGGCAAGUGCCAGUGUCCCAAGGGCCGGACAGGGACAUCCUGUGAGCUUGCAUGUCCCCCAGGAUAUUUUGGAGAGAGGUGUGAGGAGCAAUGUGACUGCAUUCACAGUGUGUCCUGCCACCCCCAGACAGGGGCUUGUCGCUGUGCCAAGGGGUGGCGAGGCAGGCACUGUGACAAACCCUGCUUGCCUGGCCACUACGGUGUGGGUUGUGCCCGGCGGUGCCACUGCCCUGCAGGCACCCCCUGCCACCACCUGACCGGUGAGUGCGGCUGUCCUCCAGGAUUCACUGGCCAUGGCUGCGAGAGAACUUGUCCACCAAACACGUAUGGCCAGAGCUGCAGCCAAACCUGUCGCUGCCGUGCUGAGGAAGACUGUCACCCCAUCACUGGGCAAUGUGUGUGCCACCCGGGGUACCACGGGGCCCAGUGCGACCGCCGGUGUCCAAAAGGUACUUACGGUUCAAACUGCCAAAAAUCCUGUAAAUGCAUGAAUGGAGGCCAUUGCGACCCAGUGUCGGGAACUUGUGAUUGCGCGCCUGGUUUCAUUGGAGCCGACUGUAGUAAAACUUGCCCAGAAAAUCGAUACGGGAAGGACUGCGCCCUGUUUUGUGCAUGUGGUAAAGGUCAGUGUGACCCACGGACUGGCAGCUGUACCUGUCCUCCUGGCCAAAUGGGACCUGGCUGUCAGCAAGUGUGUCCCCAGGGACGGUUCGGCCCCAGCUGCCGCCUGACAUGCAGCUGUCAGAACGGUGCAAUCUGUGACCACGUGGAUGGCAGCUGCACUUGUGGACUCGGCUGGACAGGAAAAUCGUGUGAGAAAGAAUGUCUCCCUGGCAAGUAUGGCCCCAGCUGCAGCUUGGACUGCUCAUGCCAGCACAACGGCACCUGCGACAGGUUCACGGGCUGCUGCCACUGCCCAGCAGGGUUCUACGGGCGCUCCUGUGAGCAUGGGUGCCCCCCCGGGUUUUAUGGGCUGAGCUGCCUUCAUGCAUGUGCCUGUAAAAACGGAGCGAGCUGCGAUGCCGUGAUGGGGCAGUGUGUUUGUCCCUUGGGGUACCAUGGUAUCCACUGCGAGAAAGGCUGUGCCAGCGGGCGCUUCGGUGAGCGGUGCCAGCACCGGUGUGACUGCGGAGGAGCUCCUUGCAACCCAGCCACUGGGAAGUGCCUCUGCCCACCUGGAAAGACUGGGGACAAAUGUGACAUUGGCUGCCGGUCAGACCAGUAUGGCCCCGACUGCUCUCUGCGAUGCCAGUGUGCCAGCAAGUCCCAGUGCAACCCAUACAAUGGGAAAUGUGUCUGUCCAGCCACGUGGAUGGGGCCAACUUGCAAGGAAGGUGGCCCUCCAAAGCUUCCUUUUUAUGAAGAACGAACUCAAGAAGGAGGGAAUAUUUUUCCAAGAGCUCUACAACAGUAACAUUUGGACUAAUAAAUGAACUCUUUUAUAUGCACAGACGGUAUUUGAAUUUGGAUAUGAAAACAGGUAUUCAAUUCAGCUUGAAUUGUACUGAAGUAUUCACACUUCUUAUGGAAGACUACAGAGGCCAUUUAGUAGCUGGUUCCUUUUAAAAAGUUGAAUCUGUUUCAUGUAUUUAUUCCUAGCCUGUUGCCUUUCCAUUAGUCUACUUGGGACAUUCUUUCUGAUAUGUAGUAUAAUUCGUUGCUUGAAGCUUGGACAUGUGGGUUUUUUGUUUUCUUUUUGCUUUUUGUAAAACUAGCUCCAAAGAGGAUCAGUAACAUGCCAAUUUAAAGUGAGCCACGCCAUGCUAAAUGAGCAUUCAACAGAUUAUGAAGCCAAUGCAGGUUCACUGCAAAAUCACGUUGCUCAGAAGCCAGUGGGAUUCACCAAAUUAGUUCCCCUGUGAAAAAUAUUGUAUGUUCUAGAAAAGCAUCCAUUCUUAAAAUUACAGCUGAUGAAGAAUCUGCCACAAUCUUUGAUAAGUUGUUCAUUCAUUUGAGAAUGCAUACCACAUUUCCAUUAUGAAUUUGCUGACUGGAAGGUCUCCAUCCAUAUCUUGUUUGCAUCUGAGCCUCCUUUCUAAAGAGCACAAUGUUAACUGUCAGGCUCCUCUGGUUUUCUGUGUUCUCCCAUCUCAUCAGUGGAAUUUCUCAGCAGUUUGUGAAGUCAAACUGUACAGCAGUUCUUGUAAAACUUUCUUACAAUGGAGGAAGCUUUAUCUUGGAUGGAGAAAGCAGAUAGUGAGGAUAGAUAUCUAACAAUAAUCUGUGUUCUCUUUAUGCAAAGGAUUAUAAUGUGCUCUUACCACACAAUAAUUUAAUUAUCGGCUUUAACAAGUCCUGAUACCAUUCAACAGCUGCUGUUGGUCACCUAGAACAACGGCGUUUUGGUGCUAUUUUUGUCUGUUUAGACAGGCCGUUCUUUAAUAUAGGACCAAGUCAUUAUUAAGAAAUCAUAUUCUUUAUUUUAGUAUUCUGAGUUAACAAGGUUAAAAGAUUUCAGAGUAACUCUUUGUACCUCUCUUUAGGUUAAGAGUUACAAAACGUGCUCAGUAACCUCUUGAGUCUUACUAAAUCAGGGGUGCCCUUGGUUUAAGGCACCAGGACCGUGGGCUCUGGUGACCAGGUAGCACAAGCUCUUCCAGGUUUUGUGUUCAUGCUAGCAUUACCAUUCACACACCACAGCAAAUCACAACUCUGCAAGGGAUUUUUGUCAUAGAAGAAAGAAAGUGGCAAUAAUUGAAGCUCACUUGUGAUUUUUAAUAAUGUUUAUGUUUGCAAUUGGAUAAUGAGUAUGCAAAGCAACAAUUACCUCUUGGUUCUCCUCAAGCUCUAAACCAAUAUGUCUGGUUCGAAGCAAGUAAUGCUUGCUCACCUGGAACUGCAGUUCAAGCUGUGAUCUUUUGGAAGCAAUAAAGGUUUACUAGGUGUUUUUUCAAGCCUCAUGGAAGUCUUAUUGUUGUUAUUCAAAACUUCAUGGGUAUUAGAAGCCAUUCUAAACUCAGUAGAGAUAUUUGUGACCGCAACCAACUGUGCUUUCAGCCAGAAAAUGUCAGGAGCUGAUUCUGAUCUCUUGUCCUUUCUUUAUGAUAGCUCUGUAAAUUGCAAAAAACUUUGCUUGAUGUAAAUGUGAUAAAUCUGUUGUUCCCAAACUAGUCUGAAGUGAGUUAUUCUCGGCAGGAUUUUUUCUGUAAGCCAUGCUAGUUAAAAUGUUCUUUUGGAGAUGUGCUGGCCUAGGUGCGAUCUCCAACUGUGAAACUGGGGCAAUUUCACCAAAUUGGAAGUGUUUAGGUAAAUCUUGUGCAAGAUUUUUGAUCUCAUCAUAGUAACUGAUGGAGAAAAAAAACACCCAGGUCAAGCAACAGACAUCUUUUGAUUUCAACUAUAGCUUUACC